Ornithodoros turicata is the source of this 2086-nucleotide messenger RNA. Its product is annotated as forkhead box protein B1-like. Gene Ontology annotation, biological process: regulation of transcription by RNA polymerase II; anatomical structure morphogenesis; cell differentiation. NCBI's taxonomy places the organism in Eukaryota, Metazoa, Arthropoda, Arachnida, Ixodida, Argasidae. The coding region runs from base 261 to 1358 and encodes 365 amino acids. The record is from RefSeq and is a predicted model, not a curated record. The transcript has a single exon. Gene Ontology annotation, molecular function: DNA-binding transcription factor activity, RNA polymerase II-specific; RNA polymerase II cis-regulatory region sequence-specific DNA binding.
UCAGAGGCGGAGCGAGCGCUACAGGCACCUCCUCGUCGGGUGUACUCUCCCCUCUUCUGCAGGCAUCCAGGCGUGCACCCGUCAGUCGCCAGACCGGCGGAUGGCCAACGUAGCCGCGUUCGCGAGGCAAGCUCAAUGCUGACCCAGUGCACGCUGACCACAGAGUACGCGCUAGUCUUCGAGGUCAUAGCGAAGACCCUGAGGAAUUCGCGGUGAGCCCUUCGAAGCCACAGUCUUCUGCUCCCGGCGCGGGAGAAGAGAUGCCGCGUCCGGGACGCUCUACGUACGGCGAUCAGAAGCCUCCUUAUUCCUACAUCUCCCUCACCUUCAUGGCCAUUCAGAGCUCCCAGGAGAAGAUGCUCACGCUGAGCGACAUCUACAAGUUCAUCAUGGACCGAUUCCCUUACUACCGUAAGAACACGCAGCGGUGGCAGAACUCCUUGAGGCACAACCUCUCGUUUAAUGACUGCUUCAUCAAGAUUCCAAGAAGGCCGGAUCGUCCAGGAAAGGGCAGCUACUGGGCCCUGCACCCUGGCUGCGGUGAUAUGUUCGAAAACGGAUCGUUCUUGAGGCGCCGAAAGAGGUUCAAGCUGCCCAGGCAGAUCAAAGACGCCACAGCGAUGGCGUUAGCGGAGCUCAAGCACUACGAGACUGUGUCUCAAAACGCGAUCCAGGAGCAAGCUAAAAUGAGGCUCACGGCACUGGCCGCGGCACCAAGUCACCUUCAAGCCCAUCACCCUUCUCAGAUGGAAGCCCUGAGGCCGACGUCUUUGACGGCAUCCUACACCAAACCUCCUCAGCCUUUCUCGAUCGAAAACAUCAUCGCUCCAGAGGGCAAGAACUUCAGUGGAACGCUACCGGGCCUGCCUCACCAGCCGUUUCCUCCUCAAGGUAGAACCCUUGCACCUUUCCAUGCCUACACAACGUCUGCUGGAGCUUGGCACCCCAGCUACUCAUCCCUGGUCGCCGCAACUGCUCGUCACGACCUCACGGGACUCUUGGGAGUAACAAAGUCACUGCCAGGUUCCCCGUUUCGUUUUCCGGUUCCUCACGGUGCAGCGGUACCGUUUUCGUUACCGUCAUUACCGUUCAAGCCACCACCGGCGUCCUUACUGCCAGCGUUCCAGUUUCCUGGGCUCACGCCUGAACAGUCAUGCUCCUUGUUAGCUGCCAACACCGCAGGUGCAGUUCCGACGUUGUCGUCGAUGGUAACAUCGAACUUUUCGUUGACGACAACGACGAUACCAUUCGUCAGAGCAACAUCGUCUUCGCCUCCGAGACCGGCGUCCACGUCGAGUGAGAUCUCCUGCAAGUCAUUGGAUGUGGUGUCAGACGAUCAGGCGAAUGACGUUUACUAGUUCUUCUCACCUUUAAUUUAUAAGUUUAUCGGCAAGACGAGCCUGCGAUCUCAUGGCCAGUGCGAUUGUCCUUUGGUGCGGCUUGUUGCGCGGUGGCACGUGUGAAUGUGUACAUAAUGUAAUAUUCCUUGCAAAGACUCGGUGUGUAAAUAUAGACUGGUCAGAACCUAUAACCUGGGUAAGGAGCGUGAAGCAUAACAAGUUGUCGUCACUGCGAAACAAUGUGCUCGCACUCAUGAAAGGAGGUUCUUCAACGGAACAGCACAAGAUAGUCGUUAUGGUUCUCUGAGGCUCAGACGCAUCAUCAAUGCACAUCCCAUAUAGAAGAACACGGCGAACCUAAUCCUGUCAUCCUGUUACCCUGGCACAUCUGUCAACAAGCUCUACCGCCGACUUCUGAGUUUUCCUCCGUAUGCGCCUCACCAAGUGCUCAAAGCCUCCUGCAAGCCGGUUGAAAAGUCGCAGGAUCCUCUCAAUACCCACACGUGCUUCAAAGACGCCCAGUUUAUGAGAAUCGCUUGGAGCUCACCGCGAAACAACGUUCAAGAAGCUCGACUUGAGCCGCGAGACCAAUGCUUAUUUAUUUUGAAGGACAAAACAGUCAAAAGGCGACAGUGGCUUUGUGAGCUCCGAGCCUCUCUCUACACCCGUGAAUCCGACGGGAAAACAAAGCAGUCAGAGGAAAACAAAUUCACAAGGCAACACCUCCGAUGCACGUGCAUGUCCCG